AUGGAUACUGAGGAGGGUCAGGGCUCUCAACCAGUGGGAGAUAGAUCACUAAGCUUUCCUGCAUUGAGUGUGAAAUCUAAACAGUCUCAGAAAGGGUGGAAGAGAAUAGCAGGACAAGAGGGAUUUCUGAUUGGGUUUUCUGGGGGGGUUCGGGCUCUCCGAAGCCCUAUUCUUAGGGUUCUUGCAUUGUCCAUUGGUUGUCUUAGUACAGUGAUUGAAGACUCAGAGUUUGGUGGUGCUAUGGAUACUGAGGAGGGUCAGGGCUCUCAACCAGUGGGAGAUAGAUCUCUAAGCUUUCCUGCAUUGAGUGUGAAAUCUAAACAGUCUCAGAAAGGGUGGAAGAGGAUAGCAGGACAAGAGGGUAGAAUCACCAGAGGAAAGAGAAAAAUGUGA
Striga asiatica is the source of this 393-nucleotide messenger RNA. The record is from the annotation of a GenBank genome assembly. Lineage: Eukaryota; Viridiplantae; Streptophyta; Magnoliopsida; Lamiales; Orobanchaceae.